Molecule: messenger RNA, 1380 nt
Organism: Fulvia fulva
Lineage: Eukaryota; Fungi; Ascomycota; Dothideomycetes; Mycosphaerellales; Mycosphaerellaceae
Product: Putative acyl-coenzyme A synthetase
Exons: 2
Coding region: 1-1380 (459 amino acids)
Biological process (GO): secondary metabolic process
Molecular function (GO): CoA-ligase activity
Source: RefSeq, a predicted model, not a curated record
AUGGCAGCCGGAGGCGUCUACCGCGGGGCGAGCACUGCAUCCACUGUCACUGAAUUGGUGCGCCAGAUCUGUGAUUCUGGCGCGACUUUGCUGCUGUGCUCGAAAGAAUAUGAGGAGACGACGAUAGCAGCGGCGAAGCAGUGCGCCAUUCCCUCCGAACGCAUUCUGGUGAUUGACAGUUCGUCGUCAGUCAGAUGGAAGCUGUUACUUUCUGCGCAGCCCCAUCUUGAUGUCCUGCGAUCAUACUCCGGAAGAAUGCUCGAGUGGCAGCGAUUUACCCGGCCAAGCGAUCUUGAGAGUAUCACGACAUGUCUGCUUUACUCAUCAGGCACUACUGGUCUGCCCAAAGGUGUUCGCCUGUCACACUGGAACCUGGUCUCAAGCAACAUCGUCAGCAUGCACCUCGGCGCUAGGUACAUAUCUCGUCGAAUGCAGGAAGGGCAUAUAUUCCAUUGGCGCACGAUCGGGUGUCUACCCAUGGCACACAUCGCAGGCUUCCAGCAGUACUCUCUCAAUCCCUUCUACAUGGGCGGCACAGUCUACUGGCUAGAGAAGUACAACUUCGACGACUUCAUCAAGUACAGUCGACAGUACCGGACAGUAUACCAAUUCUCCGUGCCACCGAUCGGGCUGCAGGUGGCCAAAAGUCCGAAAGUGACCGACCAUUUCGACAGCUGGGAAGUAGCCUGCAGCGGCGCAGCUCCAAUGGGGCUUGAGUUGGUCAAAGAAGUCAGCCAGAAGCUAGGCAAGGGCAACACGUUCAUGACUCGGACCUGGGGAGCUACAGAAACGGACGGCUCGGUGACAGCCACGGAUUGGGAUUUACGAGACGAAACCGGCAGCGUAGGUGAGAUCUUGCCGAAUGUACGAGUUCGUGUGGUGAACGAUGAAGGCCAAGACGUUGAGCCUGGAGAGGUUGGUGAGAUGCUCGUAGCUGGACCUGUGGUGUGUCAAGGGUACCACAACAACCCUACCGCGACCGACGCCUCUAUUGUCAACGGAUGGUACUCCACUGGAGAUGUCGGCUAUGUUAGGGACAACCAGGUGUAUCUGGUGGACCGUAAGAAAGAGCUCAUCAAGUACAAGGGACUGCAAGUCGCUCCCGCAGAGCUGGAGGAUCUCCUCAUGUCGCAUCCGAAGAUUGUAGAUGCUGCAGUUAUUGGAGUGCAAUCUGCGCGAUAUGGCACGGAAGUACCAAAGGCUUUCAUUGUGGUGGCAGUAGGUGGGAGAGCGUUGCGGCUGAAGAAGUUGUGGACUUGGUCAAGGCCACUGUCGCAAGCCAUAAGCGACUGCGAGGCGGAGUUAAGUUCGUUCAUGAGAUUCCAAAGAGUGCGUCUGGCAAGAUCUUACGGAAGGAGUUGCGGCAGCGACCAUAUUUAG